This is a messenger RNA of Dermacentor andersoni, 1301 nucleotides long. RefSeq names its product ribosome production factor 1. The record is from RefSeq and is a predicted model, not a curated record. Lineage: Eukaryota; Metazoa; Arthropoda; Arachnida; Ixodida; Ixodidae. Gene Ontology annotation, molecular function: rRNA primary transcript binding. Gene Ontology annotation, cellular component: nucleolus; preribosome, large subunit precursor. Gene Ontology annotation, biological process: maturation of 5.8S rRNA; maturation of LSU-rRNA.
AUAUGGCAACGUUGGUCCAGUGCGAGAAAAGCAACAUGGAGGUCGAAUGCGUCGAAGAAGCUCCUGUGCACAAACGAAACAUCUCGCAGAUAAAAAACAAGAAAAGGAGGCUCGAGGAAUACCUGAAGCUUAAACGAGCCAAGCAAAAGCUCAAGAAACAAGCGCAGAAAAAACGUCGAAAAGAAGCUGAAGCCCUUGGUGAAAAUGCACCUCCAAAACAGGCGCCGCGUACGAUCGAAAACACCAGGGAACCGGAUGACACCAUGGUACAGGCAGACGAUGAAGAGGUUCGUAUCCAUAAAACACACUACCUUUGCUUCUUUGUUAAACUCAUUGGACAGGUAGAAAACACAACCACUACUGUUUACCGCUUGCAGGUCCAGCUGGAUGAAGCGAUGGACGAAAUGGCCGCCUACUUCCGAAAGGAGUAUGUCCCUAAGCUGCUCAUCACCACAAGUGACAACCCACACACACGAACCAUCAAGUUCUGCCGUGAACUCAAGCAGAGCAUACCCUACGCUGAUUUCCGGUGGCGCAACCGCUCACGAAUCAAGAAGACAGUCGAGCAUGCGAUUGAGCGCGGGUACUCGGACAUUGCUGUGAUUAAUGAAGACCGCAGGCACCCCAAUGGACUCCUCUUGACACACUUACCAGAUGGGCCAACUGCGUACUUCAGGAUAAGCAAUGUGAAGUUCUGCAAAGACAUCAAGGGUCGUGCUGCGUACAGUGCCCACCGUCCAGAAGUGAUUCUAAACAACUUCAACACAAGGCUGGGCCAUUCUGUGGCACGCAUGCUGGCCUCACUGUUCCACUAUGACCCCGAGUUCCAAGGGCGCCGGGUUGUCACCUUCCACAACCAGAGAGACUACAUCUUCUUCCGGCACCACAGGUACGAGUUCAGGAACGCUGAGAAGGUGAGCAUCCAGGAGAUUGGACCCCGGUUCACGCUGCGGCUCAAGAGCCUCCAGAAGGGGACCUUCGACUCCAAGUUUGGAGAGUAUGAGUGGGUGCUCAAGAGACACGAAAUGGAGACAAGCCGGAGAAGAUUCUUCCUCUAAUGAAGACUGUCACACAAGUGCAAAUGCUGUCAUCAGAACAGGGCCAAUUUCCAAGUCUCUUCCAGUAUACAUUAGUCAUAUCUGCGACCUGCUAAUUGGCAAGAACAUGACUUAUGAUGUCUUGGUGCCACUGGAGGAACCAUUGUGUUAUGAACAUUGUUCUCCCAGAGGUGUUGACCGAUGUUGCCACCUCCUGUAUUUCACACUGAAUGUGGAAUAGCAGAAAGUUGUUUUGAAGGGUGA